UAGACUUAGAGAAACUCCACUCUGUGAGAAUUCGGUUCGUAUUCAUGACCCUCAUUGUAGGCGAGGCAACGCUGGCUGCAAAUAUUGUUGGCGUCAACUGGGGAAGGAUGGCAACCCAUCAACUCCCUCCAUCUCUCGUGGUUCAGAUGCUGCGGGAUAACGGCUUCAAGAAGGUGAAGCUGUUCGAUGCAGACGAGAAGACCAUGAGGGCACUCAUGGGCUCCGGCAUAGAGGUGAUGCUCGCCAUCCCCAACUACAUGCUUCAGUCCCUCGGCGAGGACUAUGGAGUUGCAGAGGAUUGGGUCGCACAAAAUGUCACCCGCUUCAUCCGCAAUGCUGGUGUUAACAUCAAGUAUGGACCACACUUUGUAUUCACAAUUGAAACUGCUGCAAAGAAAUGCUGCCAAACUUACGGCGAUGCAAUUUACAGGUAUGUCGCAGUAGGCAAUGAACCAUUCCUGAAAGCAUAUAACGGUACCUUUGCCAGUGCAACUCUUCCGGCGCUCCAGAACAUACAAGAAGCUCUCAACAAGGCCAAUCUAGGGAACCGUAUCAAGGCCACUGUUCCCAUCAAUGCUGAUAUCUACAACUCUCCAGCUUCUAAUCCCGUACCCUCUGCCGGUGAGUUCCGGCAGGAAGACCGUGGCACUGUUCUCCAAAUCGUUCGUUCCUUAUCAGAGAAUAAUGCACCUUUCACCGUGAAUAUAUACCCUUUUCUGAGUCUAUAUGUCAAUCCCUAUUUCCCCGUGGAGUUUGCCUUCUUUGAUGGUCGUGCAGAGCCCAUACAGGACGGUACUGCACUGUAUACCAACGUCUUUGAUGCAAAUCUUGACACUCUUGUAUGGUCGUUGAAGAAAGCUGGAUAUCCAGACAUGCCAAUUUUGGUUGGAGAAGUAGGCUGGCCAACUGAUGGUGACAAGAACGCAAAUGUCAAGUAUGCACAGAGGUUUAACCAGGGAUUGCUCCGCCAUGCCAUGAGUGGAGAAGGGACACCUCUUAGGCCUGGCAAAAUUGAAGUUUACCUGUUCAGCCUUAUAGAUGAGAAUGCCAAAAGCACUGCACCAGGAGCAUUCGAACGGCAUUGGGGCCUCUUUGAGUAUGAUGGAAAACCAAAAUAUGAGUUGGAUUUGUCUGGUCACCAGGAGAACAAGGCUCUAGUGAGUGCAGUGGAUGUGGAGUACCUGCCUAGGAAGUGGUGCGUCCUGGAUCCAGACCAAAAGGACUUGAUAAGCAGUAGGGAGGCAGUAGAAUAUGCAUGCAGUCAUGCUGACUGCACUGCCCUUGGAUAUGGGUCAUCAUGCAACCACUUGAGCCUGCAGGGAAAUGCUUCUUAUGCAUUCAACAUGUAUUAUCAGAUGCGGGGUCAGCAUAGUGAUGAUUGUGAUUUCUCUGAAGUUGCAGUGCAACAGCACAAGAUAGUAACCUGA
Molecule: messenger RNA, 1427 nt
Organism: Nymphaea colorata (pocket water lily)
Lineage: Eukaryota; Viridiplantae; Streptophyta; Magnoliopsida; Nymphaeales; Nymphaeaceae
Product: glucan endo-1,3-beta-glucosidase 8-like
Exons: 3
Coding region: 45-1427 (460 amino acids)
Biological process (GO): carbohydrate metabolic process
Cellular component (GO): plasma membrane
Molecular function (GO): hydrolase activity, hydrolyzing O-glycosyl compounds
Source: RefSeq, a predicted model, not a curated record